UUUCAAACCUGUUACAUUAAACUCCAUAUAUAUAUAUACUUGUUUGAGGGACCGGAAACGUUUGCAAACAAUAAUCGAAACUGAUCUGCAACGUCACGUAUUUGAACACCUUGUUCUUCUGAGAUACACAGAUCCUUGGAUAUAAUAUAUAGAUAGAUCACCACCGAGCAUCAUCAUCAGCAUCAUCUUUUUCUUCUACUCGGCUUCGAGAACCACCGCACAUACCUGAUCACCUGAUAAUAUCCCAUGCACCCGCCUUGGCACGUAACACAUGGCGAUGUAAGCGUAAUACCGCGCCCAGCACAGGCCAACUACGGUGCAAACACACCCGCGGAGCAGGCCGCAAUACAGCCGCGGUACACAUCGUACAGUACAGCCUCCGAAACAAGCCCAAUCCCAAAAGACCAACGAUGCUUGUUUCGGCUUCAAUCAUCCAUCCUCUUUUUCUAACUCCUCCUGGUUGGCGAACAACAAUCGUCUCUUUUUUCUCUCUCUUCUCCAUUUCUUUUACUUUCUGCUCUUCUUCUAUAUACCUCUUCUCAUUUAUUUCUUCUCCAGAUUUUUUUUCUCUUUAUUUCUCCUCCUCCCCUGUCGCCCGUCCUUGUGCUGGGCGAAACAAAUUAAACCCAUAUCCUUGCUCAAUUGGCCUGCCCUAUCUCCAAAGCCCCCGUUUUCCUCGCCGUUUCCUUGUACAGUAGUUUAUUCCUUCAUUCCUUAUCGUCGGGUUAGCUUCUUCUUUUUAUUUUUUAAACCAUUUCAUUUGGAAAACAACGGGUUACAUUCGCUCAUACUUCCGCCCGCCUGCCCUUCAAAGAACUCGAUUUCGUUCUCGGAUGCUUAUUGCGAGAGGGAGCUGUUCGACCGGAUAAUUUCAUUUCUAUCACGCUACGCUGAAUCCAUCUGAUGGAUAUUGCUCUUGUCCAUCUUUACUUUUAACUAGCCUCGUUGCGUUCUCAAUCGUGUACCUCCUACGGUUUCGGGACCUUUUCGAAUAAGCCUGUUCAACAGGCUCCUGAUCCAAAGCCUCCCCUUCACCCCCUCUUUCUCCUCCUCCGCUAUCUCUCUCCCGUCAACAUUCUCUCCUACUCUUCCACCCUUCAUGGCGGCCCAUGAGACUGCCACGGCCACUGGCACCUCUCAGAACCCUGAUCUACGCCGAAGAAACGUCACCGGUUCGGAGAAAGAUGGCAGUGGGGUUAAAAGACACACUCCGUUCGAGGUUGACGAGAAGAGAAAGAAGCAAGCACCACGCAAGUCUACCUUCAUCGAUGUCCUAGACGAGUGGGAAUUUAUUAUUGCUCCACUGAUAUUCACUGCGUUCUCCUUCUUCACGCGAAUGUGGCGUAUUGGUAGAUCAGAUAUCGUAACCUGGGAUGAGGCUCAUUUCGGCAAAUUUGGCUCCCAUUACUUGAAGAGGGAGUUCUAUUUCGAUGUACAUCCGCCGCUGGGGAAAAUGCUGGUGGGCCUCUCGGGAUACCUUGCGGGCUACAAUGGCUCGUUUGAAUUCAAGUCCGGAGAGAAGUACCCCCCUGAGCUUAACUACACUUUCAUGCGUUUGUUCAACUCCUUUUUCGGAGCUGUUUGCGUUCCCCUGGCCUACUUUACCGCCCGCGAACUAAAUUUACGUCGCCCGGCUGUCUGGUUGAUCACUCUGAUGGUUCUGUGUGAGAAUUCCUAUGCGACCAUCUCCAGAUUCAUUCUCCUUGAUUCAAUGUUGUUAUGUUUUACCUUCACGACUACCCUUUGCUGGGCCCGAUUCCACCGUCUGCAAAAUAAAAGUUUCUCGGCGGAAUGGUUCUCCUGGCUGUUUCUGACUGGGCUAAGCAUUGGCUGUGUCUGCAGUGUUAAAUGGGUGGGAUUCUUCGUUACUGCUCUAGUCGGGCUCUAUACAGCUGAGGAUCUCUGGAACAAGUUCGGUGAUCUCAAAAUGCCCAAGGUUGUGCUUGCAGAACAUCUUGCCGCUAGGGUAGUGGGAUUGAUCAUUAUUCCGCUGCUCGUCUACAUGUUCUCGUUCUAUGUCCACUUCCUUAUCCUCGAAAACUCAGGACCCGGCGAUGCACAAAUGAGCUCUCUAUUCCAGGCCAACCUGAAAGGCACAAACGUUGGAAAGAAUAGCCCACUUGAAAUCGCCAUCGGAUCAAAGGUUACGCUGAAAAAUAUGGGAUAUAGCGGCGGCCUUCUCCAUUCACACGUCCAAACGUACCCAGAAGGAUCAACUCAGCAGCAAGUAACUUGCUACCACCACAAGGACACCAACAAUGACUGGUUUAUCUAUCCGAAUCGCCAGGAACCUAAUUAUGACCCGAACGAUCCCUUGAAAUAUGUCGCCGACAAGGAUGUCAUCCGGCUCAUUCAUGCGCAAACAGGACGCAACCUACAUUCGCACACCGUAUCUGCACCGAUAACGAAAAGCCACAACGAAGUGUCUUGUUAUGGAAAUACGACGGUAGGAGAUGAAAAAGACCACUGGCGCGUUGAGGUACUCGGCGACGUCGCCUCUAGGGACCGGUCGAAGAUUCGCACUUUGACGACUUCGUUUCGCCUCCGACACGCUGUGCUUGGCUGCUACCUUCGCGCUGGCACUGUCAAUCUCCCGCAGUGGGGUUUCAAGCAGAUUGAAACCACUUGUAUCAAGGAAAAUAACCCUCGGGACAGAUAUACUCACUGGAAUGUUGAGAGUCAUGUUAAUGAAAGAUUACCACCUGGUGACCCCGGUUCCUAUAAAUCCCCCUUCCUACAAGACUUCAUCCACCUCAACGUCGCAAUGAUGACCUCAAAUAACGCUCUUAUCCCUGACCCAGACAAACAAGACGAGCUCGCCUCACAAUUCUGGCAAUGGCCUAUUCUCCACGUCGGCCUGCGCAUGUGUUCCUGGGACGACAACGUCAUCAAGUACUUCCUCCUCGGCAACCCCAUCGUCUACUGGGGCGGCACCCUCAGUCUAGUCCUUCUCGGCGCAAUCCUCGCGUGGUACCUAAUCCGCUGGCAGCGCGGCUACGACGAGCUCAGCCUCGCUGACAUGGAACACAUCUACCACUCAGGCCUAUACCCGGCGAUAGGCUGGUUCCUGCAUUACUUCCCGUUCGUCGCCAUGGCGCGCGUGACCUACGUGCACCACUAUUACCCAGCGCUGUAUUUCACGAUAUUGUCCCUGGGCUUCUGUAUGAAUUGGUUUACGCAGAAGUUGCCCCGUUCGGUCGAGUGGGCGGUUUACACAGUUCUCUAUGCAGCCGUUAUUGGGUUAUUUGUACUUUUCCGCGAUAUUGUGUUUGGGAUGGAAGGUUCGAGCUCGAAAUGGGCGCAUCUGGGUUGGUUGAGUACGUGGCGGAUUGCGUAGGUCUUUCGAGCUUUGGAAGGAAAGAGAAGGGGGGAGAUAGAGACGUGUUUGAAAACGGAAGAUGUAUUGUUGCUAUCUUAUCAUGCUACAUUUGUGGUAUUUAUUUUGCUUUUCCUUUCUUUUAAUUGUUGUGUUUCAUUUUACAGUUUCUGAAUGACGCAAAAAAACGGGAAAAGAAUAAUUUUUAGAAAAGAGAAUGUUUUAAUUUGUUUUGAAAUACUUUUCCCCUUAUUUUCUCCCUCAUUGUUUCAUUCCGCAUGCUUUUUGUUUAUUGUUUGUUUUAUUUCCAUUGUUAUUGGCAGCGUUCUCUGUGAAACAGAAUACAUAUUUGAGCAGGUAACUAUGGUAUGGCUUUGUGCAUGGGAAUGAACAGGGAAGGACAGUGAUAUGUAUUGAUUUGAUAUAUGUACAGUUAUCAAUCUGGAAUCUCUUCACAUUUUGUCAGUUGUAGAACAGAACAGGGGAGUCUACCAUGAGCUUUUUUUGUCCAUUUGAAAAAGGGGAACGAAAUUUCCUAUCAGUGGUAGAGAAAUCCCUUCCAAUGAGGGUCCCUCAUCACCCUCCCUCCUCUACUACUGGUCUGGUUCUUCUCCUUGAGUGAGCUUUUGAGCAUAUUUCUUCUGCAAUCAUUUGUCCAUCUUCUUGGCCUCAUUUUGUGAAGAGGUCAUACAAACAACAAGAAAUGUUAUUUUCCAUGUCAUGAACAGGAGAUUCAAAAAAAUACAAAUAAAAUUGGGGCUCACCUAAUCCUACAAACUUGAAUGUGAAGUAGAACAUCAUAAUACAGCACUAAUAACAAAGUGGGUUGAAAGAGGUGGUUCGGAGGGAGGCUCAGCGGAUAACACUGCUCCUGGAAAAAGAUAAUUAAGCAUCACACCCCCUAUUAAAAUACCCUAGACAUGAAUAUAGUUAUGCUAUAAGAAAUAUUAUGUAAAGGCAAAAGAAAAGAAGGAAGGAAAACAAUAUUAAAUAGAGAUAUGACGCAACUAAUAUAACAGAGGGGCAGAGGGGCAGAGGGGCGUAUGUGGUAAAACAAGAGGUAGUGGUAUAACAAGCCCGUUGACCCGGAACUGUUUCUUGAAAGGCAAUAAAGUGAAAUAGGCCAAAGCAGCGAGCGGUAAUAAAAG
This is a messenger RNA of Blastomyces dermatitidis ER-3, 4464 nucleotides long. Its product is annotated as dolichyl-phosphate-mannose-protein mannosyltransferase. Gene Ontology annotation, cellular component: membrane; endoplasmic reticulum. The record is from RefSeq and is a predicted model, not a curated record. The coding region runs from base 1100 to 3337 and encodes 745 amino acids. Gene Ontology annotation, biological process: protein O-linked glycosylation via mannose. Gene Ontology annotation, molecular function: dolichyl-phosphate-mannose-protein mannosyltransferase activity. The transcript is spliced from 5 exons. NCBI's taxonomy places the organism in Eukaryota, Fungi, Ascomycota, Eurotiomycetes, Onygenales, Ajellomycetaceae.